AUGAGUGGAGCUGUUCUUGUUGCUGUUGCUGCUGCCAUCGGUAACUUACUGCAAGGAUGGGAUAAUGCGACUAUUGCAGGAUCUAUCUUGUACAUAAAAAGGGAGUUUCAAUUAGAAAGUCAACCUACAGUUGAAGGUCUAAUUGUGGCUAUGUCACUUAUUGGAGCCACCGUGGUUACCACAUGCUCUGGAGCCCUAUCGGACUUGCUAGGCCGACGUCCUAUGUUGAUUAUUUCCUCUCUCCUUUAUUUUGUUAGUUCUCUUGUGAUGCUAUGGUCUCCAAAUGUUUAUAUCCUCCUCUUUGCAAGGCUUUUAGAUGGUUUGGGAAUUGGUUUGGCAGUUACCUUGGUACCUCUUUACAUAUCUGAGACAGCUCCUCCUGAGAUUAGGGGAUUACUCAAUACACUUCCACAGUUUACUGGUUCCGCGGGAAUGUUUUUCUCCUAUUGUAUGGUGUUUGGGAUGUCACUGACAAAGGCGCCAAGCUGGAGACUCAUGUUGGGUGUACUUUCAAUCCCUUCUCUUAUUUAUUUUGCACUGACACUGUUGUUCUUGCCUGAGUCUCCGAGAUGGCUUGUUAGUAAAGGCCGAAUGCUUGAGGCCAAGAAGGUUUUGCAGCGCCUUCGUGGAAUGGAAGAUGUUGCCGGUGAAAUGGCUUUACUGGUUGAGGGUCUUGGAGUUGGAGGUGAUACAGCCAUAGAAGAGUAUAUAAUUGGUCCAGCCAAUGAACUUGGUGAUGAAGAGGAUCCGCACACAGAAAAGGAUCAGAUUAAGUUGUAUGGACCUGAACAAGGUCAGUCCUGGGUUGCUAGACCUGCUGCUGGACAAAGUUCGAUUGGCCUUAUAUCUCGGAAAGGAAGCAUGGCAAAUCCGAGUGGUAUAGUGGACCCACUAGUGAACCUCUUUGGUAGUGUUCAUGAGAAGGUCCCGAAAACAGGAAGCAUGGGAAGCACCCUUUUCCCACACUUUGGGAGUAUGUUUAGUGUUGGGGGAAAUCAGCCUAGGAAUGAAGAUUGGGAUGAAGAAAGCCUUGCCAGAGAGGGUGAUGAUUAUGUCUCUGAUGCUGCAGCCGGUGAUUCUGAUGACAAUUUGCAGAGUCCAUUGAUCUCACGUCAAACAACGAGUCUGGAUAAGGACAUACCUCCUUCUGCUCACAACAACCUUUCAAGCACGAGGCAAGGUAGUCUUUUGCAUGGAAAUGCAGGAGAACCCACUGGUAGUACCAGGAUUGGUGGUGGUUGGCAGCUAGCAUGGAAAUGGACUGAAAGAGAGGGCCCAGAUGGAAACAAGGAAAGUGGCUUCAAGAGAAUAUAUUUACACCAAGAUGGUGGUUCUGGAGUGCGUGGGUCUGUGGUUUCGCUCCCUGGUGGUGAUUUACCAAAUGAUGGUGAGGUUGUACAGGCUGCUGCUUUGGUGAGUCAGCCAGCCCUUUAUAACAAGGAGCUUAUGCAUCAACGACCAGUUGGACCAGCUAUGAUUCAUCCAUCUGAAACAACUGUGAAAGGGCCAAGUUGGAGUGACCUUUUUGAACCUGGGGUGAAGCAUGCAUUAAUUGUGGGGGUGGGACUUCAAAUUCUUCAGCAGUUCUCUGGUAUAAAUGGAGUCCUCUACUACACACCUCAAAUUCUUGAGCAGGCAGGUGUUGGUUAUCUUCUUUCAAACCUAGGCCUUAGUUCGACUUCUUCAUCCUUUCUUAUUAGUGCGGUGACAACCUUGUUGAUGCUUCCUUGUAUAGCUGUUGCCAUGAGGCUCAUGGAUAUAUCUGGCAGAAGUACCUGGCAAUGCGAUGCCUUGUGUCUUUUCCCAUUGCUCGUUUUUAUUCUGUCAAUUGCAAUGCUUCUUAGUGAUACUCUGCUUUUUCCUUUCUGCAGGACUUUACUGCUUAGUACAAUUCCCGUCCUAAUAGUUUCUCUUCUCAUAUUAGUCCUGGGGAGUCUUGUGGAUUUGGGCAGCACUGCAAAUGCAUCAAUCUCAACCAUUAGUGUUAUUGUAUAUUUCUGUUUCUUUGUCAUGGGAUUUGGGCCAAUUCCUAAUAUACUUUGUGCAGAGAUCUUCCCCACUCGAGUUCGUGGUCUCUGCAUUGCCAUUUGUGCUCUUACCUUUUGGAUCUGUGAUAUCAUUGUCACCUACACACUACCAGUUAUGCUCAAUUCUGUAGGCCUCGCUGGUGUUUUUGGUAUUUAUGCUGUCGUGUGCUUCAUAUCAUGGGUGUUUGUCGUUUUGAAAGUUCCAGAAACAAAGGGCAUGCCACUGGAAGUGAUCAUUGAGUUCUUCUCUGUCGGAGCAAAACAGAUUGACGAUGCCAAAGUACAACUGACCUAA
Sphenostylis stenocarpa is the source of this 2322-nucleotide messenger RNA. Lineage: Eukaryota; Viridiplantae; Streptophyta; Magnoliopsida; Fabales; Fabaceae. The record is from the annotation of a GenBank genome assembly.